AUUUAGCUUAGAUAUUUUACUAAACAUGGUCAUAGUUCAAUAAAUUCAAAAUUGAUUUUGUAAUUUUGGAAUUCAUGAGGUUUGAAUGUUGCUACAAAGGCUCCAAGAUGAGUAAAUUUAUGGCAACUUAAUCAUCUUCCACUACGAUCCUUCGAAACCACCCUGAACCUCGUCUGUAUCCUACCCGUAGUUCCUCGCGGCCAUCUCCUCCGUCCACUAGCGCUUCUCGAUCUUGCUUUCUCUGCCAGGAAGGAUGGUGUUAGUACUUGCAUUGGGCGAUUUACACAUACCACAUAGGGCGCCGGAUUUGCCUGCAAAGUUCAAAUCCAUGCUUGUUCCAGGAAAGAUCCAGCACAUCAUUUGCCCUGGGAACUUAUGUACCAAAUUUUUUCACUUGGAGUUUUGUUCAUAUCAAUGCUAUAUGGAGGUCUAUGACUACUUGAGAACGGUUUGUCCGGACUUGCACAUCACUCGAGGUGAGUAUGAUGAGGAUCCUCGUUAUCCUGAGAUGAAAACAUUAACAAUUGGCCAGUUUAAGCUUGGUGUCUGCCAUGGUCAUCAGGUUAUCCCAUGGGGAGAUUUGGAGUCGUUGGCUAUGGUCCAGAGGCAGCUGGAUGUGGACAUUCUUGUAACAGGCCACACCCAUCAGUUUACGGCCUACAAACACGAGGCUGGGGUUGUGAUAAACCCGGGGUCAGCCACUGGGGCCUUUAGCAGCAUCACAUAUGACGUGAACCCGAGCUUUGUCCUCAUGGACAUUGACGGCCUUCGAGUCGUGGUCUACGUUUACGAGCUCAUAGAUGGCGAGAGUGGACUGGAACGGCUAGCCAGAUAUGCCGAGGAGAUAAAAUUUGGGCCCAAAUCUGAACCCCCAAGAAGCUUCAAGCUUGGAGAGAGACCGGAAAUCGAGAUAGUCAUCCUGACUUACCUCACCGGAGGAAUUGAAAUCAGAGCUGGGGAACCACAGCAGGUUCAACCCCCAGCUGGAUCACUGAUUCAUAUCUCACAGGCUUCCUUGGGUGAAGUUAACAAUGUUAAAGGGGCCAAGAAUGUCCCCCUUCAGCUCAAAGUUGAUGAUAAGGACUUUGUUAUUGGCUCUCUUUCUGCUGAAGACAGGCCUCAGGUGAUGUUUGACUUGGUUGUUGAGAAGGACUUUGAACUCUCUCAUGACUGGAAAAAUGGGAGUGUGUACUUCAUGGGCUACAUUGCUGAAAACCUGGAUUCAGACCUUUAUGAUAUCCCUUCUGAUGAUUCCGAGGAUGUAUCUGAUUAUGAGCAUGUGGAAAAUCAGGCUGCCGAUUCAGAAGACGAUGAGGAUGAUGGCAGUGAAGAUGACUCUGAUGAUGUUGAUGAAAUGGCACUUAAUGAUGAUUCUAGUGAUGAGAAGUCUGGUAAAGAUUUUGAUGAAGAAUAUGAUGAUUUCAGUGCCUACCCCAAAGCAAUCAAAGAAAAGGCCUGCUCAACAAGCUUUUGUUGCAGCCACGAAGAAGACUAAAUCCUCUACCCCUGAUAAGACGGGUUCCAAUUCACAAACUUUCACUAUCAAAUUUCAUCAUUCUGGUAAGUUUGUUGAUAUUGUUGGAAUCAAACAAUAUAUGGGUGCUAAUAUUGGUGUCGGUCAUGUUGAUUUUUGUUAUCCGGAUGAGUUGUCGAUGCUUGAGUUAGUAAGCAUGUGUGAUGAGUUGGGUUUACAUGGAGUGAAAGCAUUUCAUUGCAGCCUGGAUGAGAUUAAUUAUUGCAGGAAUAAUGUAAUUGUGCAAAGUGAUCUUGAUGCAAUGAAUUUAGUUAAUUUCAUUGAUGAAAAUAGGACAAUUGGAGGUUUUCUUGAACAUAAUGAUGAAACUUUUCCUGAAAUUACUGAAAGGUUGGAUUUUGUGGGGGAUUUUGAUGUUCUAAUUGAAUAUGAAAGGGGAUAAAGUAGGUGAAGGGAAAGACAGUGAUGUUGAAGCUGCGCAAUAUGUGAGUAUUGAUUCUGAGUAUGAGGAUGAGUUUGUAGAUAGUGACAAUUAUGUCACUGAUGAAGAUGAUUUACUAUUUGAAAAAAAAUAUUAACAAUGAUGUGGAAUGGGGCGGACUAGACAUGAGGAAUAAGAAAAAAAUUGGGGAAACUUCUACCACUGAGCAAAUGGGCAGAGAUAAGAAAUGAAAGUCUAGAAAAGAAAAAGCAAUUCUAGAUGGGAUGGACUGCAAGCUGGAGUUAGGAAUGGAUUUCCCAGAUACAAAUUUUUUUAAGGAUGCUGUUAGAAAAAAAUCUAUCAAGCUUGGUAGAGAUGUUCAGUUUACAAUUAAUCAUAAAUACAAGGUCCAAGCUAAGUGCAAGCAUGGCAAAUGUCCUUGGGUUAUUUAUGCAUCCAAGCUGCAAAAUGAGAACACCAUUCAGGUGAAGACUUAUGUGGCUACACAUAAAUGCCCUCGCCAAUAGAAGGUUUCACAUGCCACUCCCAAGUUUCUUGCUAAGAUGUAUAAUGAGAAGUUGAGGAAUGAUCCAAGAUGGCCGAUCUAGUCCAUGUUGUUGUGGAUGCAAGGAGAUAUAAAAUUAUGCUUCAACAAAUGACAGAUGUACAGAACCAAGAAAAUUGUUAGUGAGUCGUUAGUGAGUCGGGUGAUGUGACUGAUAUUGAGCAGUAUGGCAUGUUAUGGUCAUAUGCUGAAGAGAUUAGGAGAUCCAAUCCUGGAACAACAGUGAAGAUAAAAUCCAAAGUGAAGACAGAUGGGGUAUAUUUUCAGAGGUUCUACAUUUGUUGGGAUGCUUUAAAGCAGGGUUUCAUACAAGGUUGUAGACCACUAAUUUGUAUGGAUGGACGUCAUUUAAAGUCAGGUGGGAUUUUGCUUUCAACAGUAGGUAUAGAUGCAAAUAAUUGCAUUAAUCCUUUUGCAUAUGCUGUUGUGGAAAAAGAGACCAAGAAAACAUGGCACUGGUUUGUGCAGUAACUAAUUGAGGAUCUCAACAUUCAAAACCCAUUCUACUUCACCAUAAUGUCAGACAAACAAAAGGUUUGGUUGAUGCUGUGGAUCAACUAUUGACAGGUUGUGAGCAUAGGUUUUGUAUCCAACAUUUGUAUGCAAACUUUAAGCUACAACAUAAAGGUUUGGCACUGAAGAACCUUCUAUCGCAAGCAGCUAGAGCUACUAAGGUUUCUGAUUUCAAUAUUGCGAUGACUGAAUUACAGAAAAAGGAUCUGAAGGCCUUUGAGUGGUUAGUUAACAAGCCUCCACAACAAUGGUCCAAGUCACAUUUCUCUUGCACUUCCAAAAGUGAUCUAUUAUUGAACAACUUUUGUGAGUGUUUUAAUUCUUUAAUCCUCAGAGCAAGAAGCAGGCCUAUUCUUACAAUGCUGGAGGAAAUCAGAAUGGUGUUAAUAAGGAGAAUUCAUGUGAGAAGAGAUGAGAUGUUGCAGCAUGUUGGGGACAUUUGCCCAAAAAUGGAGGAACUUUUGGAGGUGCAUAAAAAAAGGCCAUGUUUUAUAUUGCACAUUGGAAUGGAUGUGAUGAGUUUGAAGUUGAGGGUUCAAAUGGAAAGAGAUUUGGAGUUCAUUUAGGAGAAAAAAGUUGUACUUGUAGAAAAUGGGACCUCACUGGAAUACCAUGUCCACAUGCAAUCUCUACCUUCUAUUACAUGAACCAUGAACUUGAAGCGUAUGUCGACCAUUGGUACAAGAAGGAAAAUUAUUUGCAAACCUACAGUCAUGUGAUGGGUACCUUAAAUGAUGUUGAUAUGUGGCCCAUGGUGGAUGUUGAUCCUCUUAUACCCCCAGUUGUUUACAAUAUGCCUGGGAGACCUAAAAAUUUUUCUAGGAAAAAAACCCCAUCUGAACAGGCUGAAAUUGGUGGAGGUAAAGGGAAAAGAAAAUCUGUUGAUUCUAAAAUGUCAAGGAAAGGGAUGAUUAUGACUUGUAAAACAUGCAAGAAGCCUAAUCAUAAUUCAAGGGGAUGCCCAAUGAAGAAAGACUCCACCCAUUCAUCUCCAAAACUGGAUGUUCUUGCUCCAAAUCAACAGAAAAUGCCACUCGAAAAAAGAGCAGGAGGGAAAAACAACUUGAACCUAGAACCAACAAUAAAUUGCAGGUCAACAGGUGUGUGGAGGUUUCAAGUCAACAGUCCUCAACAACUGACUUAUUUGAACAAGAUGUGCAUAGGCCAAAGAAGAUUAUUCAGAAGAUGGUCAAUUCAAACAUGAAGCUUUUUGGAGAAGCUGUCAAAUUCUCAACAACGCCAGGACAAGGAUCACAUCUUAGGACAGUUUCCACAGAGGAGGAUGCACCACUAUUAGGAUCAUAUUGAUUGCUACAUGGUGCUUUAUGUUUUGCUUUGUGGUUCUUUGUUCUUUCAUUAAACUUGUAGUGUUUUGGUAGGUUUUGGACAGUGUGCUCUGAAGUUCUGUGAAUUUUGGUAUGCGACUCUUAAAACUAGUAGUGAUGGAGUUUUGGCAAGUAUGUAGUAUUUUUUGUAUGGCAGGAUAUGCCACUCUUAAAACUAGUAGUGAUGGAGUUUUGGCAAGCAUGUAGUAUUUUUGAUAUGGCAGGAUAUG
Striga asiatica is the source of this 4528-nucleotide messenger RNA. NCBI's taxonomy places the organism in Eukaryota, Viridiplantae, Streptophyta, Magnoliopsida, Lamiales, Orobanchaceae. The record is from the annotation of a GenBank genome assembly.